AUGACAGGCCGCAAGCCAGCCCGCCCCGCGCUUGGCGGCGCGGCGGCGACCGUGCUGCUGCUCCUCGCGCCGGCGCUGCUGGCGCCCGGCGCGCGGGCCCAGGGCCUGGCCGACGACCCGAACGCCAGGCUGGGGGCGGCGCAGAGCCUCGCGUCCCUGUCCAAGCUGCUGGCGCAGGCGCAGAGCUUCAGGACGCUCUUCAAGGCGAACCCCAGCGGCGCGUGCUCCUCGAGCAUCAAGUCAUUCUGCAAGUCGUCCGCCACUCUGGAUGAGAUCGGCACGCUUUACGUUGCUAUGAGCCAGCAGGCGUUCGACGCACGCACCGCGGGGCUGGCUUCGCCGGUGCGGGACCAAAAGGACUGCCUCACUUGCACAUCGUUCGCCACCAUCAGCGCGGCCGAGGCUGCGGUCAGCGCGGCGCUGAAGCAGAGUGCCAAAUCCAAGGAGUGGAGCGUGCAGGCGCUCCACUCUUGCAGCACGGAGCAUGGGGAGGAGCGCACCUGCAGGUCAACAGUUUCUGUGCUGGACGCCGUGAAGGCUCUCCAGCCAUCGAAGCGGAAGCUCGUGACCGAGGACUGCCUCCCCUACACCAUCAGCGAGGGCGCGAGUUACAACAAAGAUAACUGUGCCGAAAAGUGCAAGAACCAGGACCCGGCGAUCUCUCAGGGCACGUUCAGCUACAAGCAGCUGAACACCCCGUGGGAGGUGCAGCAGCACAUUCGCAACUGGGGCGGCGUCAUCACGCGGCUGAACGUCUAUCAGGACCUGCGCACCUUUUUCAAGGACAAACCCCGCGGCAUCUACAACGGCGUCGAGCGCACUGGCAACCAGUUGAUGGAGCCGCACGCGGUGCUGUUCGUGGCCUCCUGCUUGCGACGGCCGGGCCGCGUACCUGCGCGAGCGCGAAACCGCGCCGCCUUGUGA
Molecule: messenger RNA, 924 nt
Organism: Monoraphidium neglectum
Lineage: Eukaryota; Viridiplantae; Chlorophyta; Chlorophyceae; Sphaeropleales; Selenastraceae
Exons: 9
Coding region: 1-924 (307 amino acids)
Biological process (GO): proteolysis
Molecular function (GO): cysteine-type peptidase activity
Source: RefSeq, a predicted model, not a curated record